GUGGGCGAUAUCUCGAUAUCUAAGAUAUAUCGAUAAUUUUUUAAACCUCGAAAUGAAAUUUGACAUAUCGUAUAUAUCGAUAUAAUGCUUAUAUUUAAUUCUGAUUUCGCCACUUUGCCUGUUUGCCUUCUCUGUGUGCUGUGCGCGCCCCGCCUCCUUGCUUGCUUGUGUUCCCCCUCCCCUCGCGUGUUGUCUCAUUCAAAAUGGCGGCGCCCGCAACCAGCCCGGAGGCUACAGAACUAGUUUCAAAAAAGAGGACAAAUGGCUCCGUUAUAUGGAGAUACUUCGGUUUUAAGGUGUCGGACGAACAGCAGACAGAUGUCUAUUGCCGUGAAUGCCGAAAGUUGGUGCCAACUAAAGCUUCUAGCACCACGAACCUUUUCCAUCAUUUACAGACAAGACACAAGCUCGCAUACGAGGAGUGCACCAGACUAAGGAUCCCGGCCAAUAAACCCACUAGCUCUGGAAACACUCCACAAACUACACAGAUAACACUUAACAAAUCUUUAACGCGGAGUGUAGAAUAUGAAAGAAAGAGUGCAAGGUGGUGUAGCAUCACAGAGUCCGUGGCAAUUCAUAUAGCGGCGGACAUGGUACCCAUUGCCGUCGUUGAACAACCUGGCUUUAUACGGAUGCUAAAAACACUUGACCCAAGAUACAGUUUACCUAGUCGGCAUUACUUUGCGAGACAAGAACUCCCACGACUGUACACUACGGAGAGAGGGCGGCUUGCUGCUGAAUUGAAAAAGGUUACUGACUAUGCCCUGACUACAGACAUGUGGAGCAGCAGGACAUGCGAGCCUUACAUGUGCGUUACUAUACAUUAUAUUUUGGACUGGAAGAUUAAAAGCGCAUGCCUUCAAACCACAUAUUUCCCACAAGAUCAUACAGGUGAAAAUAUAGCAGAGGCUCUCAAAGACGUAACAACAACCUGGAUGUUAAAUUCAAAUGGACCCGUGGCCAUUACCACUGACAAUGGCGCGAACAUCGUCUGCGCAGUCCAAAACAACAACUGGCAGAGGAUGCAAUGUUUUGGUCACAGACUACAUUUGGCCAUUGGUCAUGGAAUGCAAGACCCUCGUAUCACACGGGCCAUUUCUCUGUGCAAGAAAACUGUGAGCGCAUUCUCCUACAGCUGGAAAAAGCGGAGGGAUUUGGCUGAAGUGCAGGCACAGAUGAAUUUACCAGCUCAUCAGCUCAGUACGGAGUCGACCACACGGUGGGGAUCACGUCUACAAAUGGUAGAACGCGUCCUUGAGCAGGAAAGAGCUCUUGCCAAAGUCCUGUCUGCUGACAAGAAAACAAGACCUCUGGUUCUUACCUGGCAAGACAUAGAGGUGCUAGAGGCCAUCCAAAGAGCACUGAAGCCCCUGCAGGACUUCACUGACGCUUUGUCAGGCGAGGAGUAUGUGACACUCUCAUACGUAAGACCUGUGCUCCACCUCUUUAACAGCAGGCUCCUUGCUCCUGAGGAAGGUGACAGUGAGCUUACAAAGUCCAUCAAACACACCAUCCUGACUUACUUAAAUGAAAAGUAUUCAGAGCCCUCUACCAGUGACUUGCUGGACAUUGCUUCCUUUAUAGACCCACGGUUUCGGGGAAAAUAUGUCAGCAGUGGGAAACUGGUUGCAUUGAAAGAGAGGGUCAUCUGCGAAGCACAGAGUUUGUUAGGUGAUCAGGGGAGCUCUGCAGGUGUUGACAAAGCUGUGCCUCAGUCCACACAAGAAAGUGCCAUAGCAGAUCCUGUGCCCCCCAUUGCUAAAAAGAAAAAAACACUAGCCAGCUUCUUUCUCCCAGAUGCAACCCCUAACUCUUCUUCAUUCUCACCUCGCGAGUCCAUUGAGACUGAGUUGUCAAGCUAUUUACAGUCUGUAUGUUUGGAGAGUGAGGCAGAUCCACUACAAUGGUGGCAGGAACAUGAGGUUGCCUAUCCAGCACUGAGCACCCUAGCAAAAAAGUACCUCUGUGUGCCUGCUACUAGCAGUCCUUCUGAAAGGAUCUUCAGCUGCAGUGGAAAUAUAGUUACUUGUCAAAGGGCUGCACUUAAGCCUGAUACAGUAGACAGAUUGGUAUUCCUUGCUCAAAACAUUAAAAUGUAAAUGUUACACAAACUUGUUUUUUAGCUAUUUGUUGAUAGCUACAACAGAGUUCAUGCAAAGUUGAGUUUGAGUAAAGUUGUUUACGAAUUAAAAGAAGGAGAAGAUAUGUAUUAUUUUAAUUUACAGUUAAAUUAUUAUUAUUAAUGUAUUCAGAGUUUUUUAUCUUAUGUAGCAGAAGCACUUUGUUUGCCUACCUCGAGUGGAGUUGUUUUAUUCUUGAACAAAAAGAAGGCAAUAUGUAUUUUAUUUUUUAUAGUUAAAUUAUUAUUCUUGUUUACAGUUGCAGAAGCACUUUGUUUGCCUACCUCGAGUGGAGUUGUUUUAUUCUUGAACAGAAAGAAGGCAAUAUGUAUUUUAUUUUUUUAUAGUUAAAUUAUUAUUCUUGUUUACAGUUGCAGAAGCACUUUGUACCUGAGUGAACUGCCUACCUCUUUGCACUUUAAUAAAAAAGGCCUUGUGGAAUUUGGCGCAUUUGUUUUUGCAGUAGUUUUUGGCUUUGCGUGAAAAAUACCCACCCUAUCGAGAUAUAUAUCGACUAUCGAGAUAUAGCAAAAUAUAUCGAGAUAUAAUUUUGGGCACAUAUCGCCCAGCCCUAGUUACGCCC
Misgurnus anguillicaudatus (oriental weatherfish) is the source of this 2703-nucleotide messenger RNA. RefSeq names its product E3 SUMO-protein ligase ZBED1. NCBI's taxonomy places the organism in Eukaryota, Metazoa, Chordata, Actinopteri, Cypriniformes, Cobitidae. The record is from RefSeq and is a predicted model, not a curated record. Gene Ontology annotation, molecular function: protein dimerization activity; DNA binding.